Diabrotica balteata is the source of this 977-nucleotide messenger RNA. The record is from the annotation of a GenBank genome assembly. Lineage: Eukaryota; Metazoa; Arthropoda; Insecta; Coleoptera; Chrysomelidae.
CAAUCGUUCGGUUGUCAUCAUUUUAGAAUCGAUAUCACUUCUUUAUUUUUUGUUAAAAUUAACCAACAUUUUACAGAAAAUGUAUUUGUAAUUUGUGAAGUAACAAAAAUUAAUGAAAAUAAAAUGACCGUUGCCGAAUUUUUUGGAUGCACGUUUAUGGCCUUCGGGCCACCCUUUGCGAUGUUUAUUUUUACAAUUGCCCAUGAUCCAAUAAGAAUAAUAAUUCUUAUAGCUGCAGCAUUUUUCUGGUUGGUGUCUUUAUUGUUAUCAUCAAUUAUUUGGUCUGCGAUACCAUUAAAAACGCAUCUUGAAUUUGCUAUAUUUUACACUGUUUUGUUCCAAGAAGCUUUUAGAUUUGCAAUUUACAAAAUAUUGAGAAAAGCUGAAAAUGGCUUAAAGAAAAUUACUGACAAUAGUACAACUUUAAUUGAAAAUAAACACAUAUUAGCUUAUGUAAGCGGCUUAGGAUUUGGAAUUAUGAGUGGUGCCUUUUCCUUAGUUAAUGUUUUAGCUGAUGCAGUUGGACCAGGAACAAUGGGAUUAAAAGCUGGAAAGGAAACAUUCUUUGUGACUAGUUCAUUAAUUGGUUUAUGUUUUAUUUUACUGCAUACAUUUUGGAGUGUAAUAUUCUUUCAUGCAUGUGAUAAUAGGAACUAUUUACAUUUGGGAUAUGUCAUAAUUUCACAUUUAGUUGCCUCUUACUUGACAUUAUUAAAUAGUCACUAUGAAUAUUGGGGAUCAAUUACAACUUUAUAUGUAAUACUCACAUUUACAGGAUGUGCAGCCUUUAAAGUUGCAGGUGGGACAAUUGCUUCAUUAGUAAAUGGGCUUAAUUUUAAGGCUAUUGUUUAGAAAAAUAUGUUCUUAAUAAAUAUUUCAACUACUAAUGUAUUUAUUACAUUUUAUUUCCGACUUACUGUAUUAUAUUUAUUUAUAUUUGUAUUAAUAUAGAAAUAAACAAAUAAUCAAAACUUUUG